This is a messenger RNA of Schizophyllum commune H4-8, 1057 nucleotides long. RefSeq lists its product as uncharacterized. The record is from RefSeq and is a predicted model, not a curated record. Lineage: Eukaryota; Fungi; Basidiomycota; Agaricomycetes; Agaricales; Schizophyllaceae. The transcript is spliced from 5 exons. Bases 221 to 871 code for a protein of 216 amino acids. Gene Ontology annotation, molecular function: protein binding.
UGCAAGUGCAACAUCCAAAUUUCUCAGAAAGUCCUCUCGCUUGUCAUUGUUUCAGAACAAAGCCACCGUUUCCUAAAGGGGAUCAGUAACAAACCCUUGAUCAGCGUGACGCUGAUAUAACUCGCCCUCACACUUCCAGCAGGCGGCCACACCAUCUGCAUCUGCUCCCCUCCCUCGACUUUAGUGGAACCACUCAACUCUGCCAUAGCCCUCAAGCACCAUGGACGCCCGCCUUCGUCGCGUAAACAAGGAGAUCGCUGACUGCAAGAACGACAAGACGUCGAACGUGAAGAUCGACCUCAUUGAUGAGUCGCCGUUCCAUCUGAAGGGCUCGUUUCCGGGGCCAGAAGGCACGCCGUAUGAGGGAGGCCACUUCGAAGUCGACAUCCGGAUACCGGAAACCUACCCCUUCCAGCCCGUUAAGAUGAAGUUCAUCACGAAGGUCUACCACCCGAAUGUCUCCUCCGCCUCCGGCGCCAUCUGCCUCGAUAUCCUCAAGGACGCCUGGUCCCCCGUCCUCACGCUCAAGUCGACCUUGAUAUCGCUGCAGAGCUUGCUGUGCUCCCCCGAGCCGAACGACCCGCAAGACGCGGAGGUCGCGAAGCACUACACGACCUCGAAGCGGAGCUUCGACGAGACGGCGGCGUACUGGACGCACAUCUACGCAGGCGGGCCGCCGCCGAAGGGGAAGGCUGCCGCGGGGGACGACAUUGCGAUGGCGGGGCUCGAUCCGGUGCACGUGAAGAAGUUCGAGGGGAUGGGGUUCACGAGGGGCGCGGUGAUCGAUGUGUUGCGGAGGAUGAACUACCGCGGGGCGAACGCGAGCAAGAUCAACGACGAUAAAGUGGUGGAAGAGCUCCUCAAGUCAUAGCCGACCACCAUGACAUAGUCGAUCGUCCUGUACUCCGUCACUCGCCAUCUAAUCCACCUGCAAUGUAUCCAUAACUCCAUCGCUUUCAUCUAGUAUUCACGGGAUAGGUACCGUCACGAGCCUGCUGUCGUGGCUGAACUGGUGCUCAGUCCUGAAGGCAGUCUCCCACUCGAGACUGGUAAGCAA